AUGGCUUAUAAAGAUAUAUAAUAGGAAUAAAUACAAUAAUAUUUUUAAGAAAUGAAUGAUAUAUAAAAUACUCAAAUUAAACUGGAAGAUAAUAUAUUUAUAGAAGAUAAUGUUAGGAAAAUAGAUAAAGGAUUAGCCCGAUUAUUAAUUAAAAACCCUUGCAAAACUGAGCUUUUUUAUUAAAGAAAUAUAGUUAAUUCAACAGAUAGUCCUUUAGCAUAAAUUAUAGUUGUAGGUAUGUUAAGAACUUUAUUGACUACUUGUGCUACUAAUAAUAAAUAUAAUCCCAAAUAAUAAAAAUUAUUUAAAUAUAUAAAAGAGGGCAUUGAUUUAAAUAGAGAAUGGGAAUGUUCAAUUUUACAUUUUUUACAAUAUAAAGAUGAAAUUGAGUUAUAAAAUGAAGAUUUGAAAAACUAUUUAAAUGACUAUAAAUAAUAUGUAGAAUAAAAUAAAGAAUUAAAAUAAAGUGAUGAAUAAUCAUUAUAAUAAGAAGUUGAAACUAAAAACUUAAAUGAAGAUUAAAAGUUUUGUGUAAAGUAUGAAUUGGAUAGACAUAGAAUUUUUACUGCAAACGCUAUUUCUAGUUUUUUAUUAGUAUUAGCUAAAAAAUUCAAAUGUAAUUGUGUUUGGCAGUUUUCUUAUCUUAUUUAACUUAUAACUGAUGCUAAUGGAGUUCUUGUUUUUUUAAAAUUUCUUACAGAAAAAUUUUAGAAUAUUUAAUUUGAUAUGACUACUUUAUAUAUAAACCCAGAAUUUAAUUUAUAGUAAUUAACAAUUAAUACUAUUUAUAAAAUACUGAAAUUAAUGUUUUUAACUUUUCAUUCUAAAAAAACUACCUAAUAUUUUUGA
Ichthyophthirius multifiliis is the source of this 849-nucleotide messenger RNA. RefSeq lists its product as hypothetical. Lineage: Eukaryota; Ciliophora; Oligohymenophorea; Hymenostomatida. Gene Ontology annotation, biological process: cytoskeleton organization. The record is from RefSeq and is a predicted model, not a curated record. The transcript has 5 exons. Gene Ontology annotation, cellular component: cytosol.